CUCGGCCAAAUUAUACAGAGAAGGAGACUUCUCCAUUGCUGUCUUAUUGUUCCAAGAAGAUACAGCAUCUUCAUCAACAGCCAACAUUAACCCAAGGAAAAAAGCCACAUCCAAGACAACAACAGAUUUCAACAGAUAGGCAUCCUUCAUGUUACAUCCCCAGUGCGAUAAUGAACAGACUACAAAUGCAGAAUAUCAAUGAAACUAUGAAACAGGUCAUACGGGCUAAGAUGCAUGACCCAGCCUCCUGUCCAGAUUGUAUCCAUAAACAGGCAGAGCUCGCCCAAAGUCAGUUUGUCAGGAUGAGAAGCACUAAACUGGAAGCUGAUUUGAUAAAAAUGAAAUUGGAGGAAUACCCUUACAAAAAAGAUCUGAUGACUUGCAUUGGAGAAAUUCACCAAACCCUGCCCAAACCCUCAGAUGGUCCCAGUGCCAUCUGGCAGAGACUGUGCACUAGUGUUCGGUCAUAACCUAAUCUGUGUCCUCUGCUCUUCUUGGAUUUUUUCAGCACAGUUUUGUCUUUUCUCUAUUUAUAAGAGCUUGGUGAAUCACCACAGAUUCAAUUCUGCUAAAACUCUUUUUUUUGUUCGGGUGUCCAGAUGCGAACCAUAGCUACCACCCAUUCGGCAUGCAGAUCUAAAAUCCCAGUUGAAUUUUUUGGGCUUUCACAUGUCCUGAAGAUGGUGGAGCUACAGAAUAGUGGUUUGCAGGAUGCAGAAUGAUGUGACAUUUUAUCAACUGAAAUUGUAUUUGUCAUAUCAAAAUGUAUACCCAUAAAAGUGUAAUGCUAAUACAGGAAAAAAAAAACUAACAUACAG
Rana temporaria (common frog) is the source of this 818-nucleotide messenger RNA. It is a transcript of the gene C9H8orf48, whose product is annotated as chromosome 9 C8orf48 homolog. The record is from RefSeq and is a predicted model, not a curated record. The transcript has 3 exons. Bases 171 to 470 code for a protein of 99 amino acids. NCBI's taxonomy places the organism in Eukaryota, Metazoa, Chordata, Amphibia, Anura, Ranidae.